Molecule: messenger RNA, 4117 nt
Organism: Synchiropus splendidus (mandarinfish)
Lineage: Eukaryota; Metazoa; Chordata; Actinopteri; Syngnathiformes; Callionymidae
Gene: foxn2a
Product: forkhead box N2a
Exons: 6
Coding region: 164-1393 (409 amino acids)
Biological process (GO): regulation of DNA-templated transcription
Cellular component (GO): nucleus
Molecular function (GO): cis-regulatory region sequence-specific DNA binding; DNA-binding transcription factor activity
Source: RefSeq, a predicted model, not a curated record
CGUUGCUGUGCGCUGUGUGAUCUGCGCGCUGCGUGUAUGGAGGAAGCAGCUGCUGAUCUGAUCUCUGACAUUGUGUGAACACAGACAUCUGAAUUAAACAACUCAGCGGCUUCGAAAACACACUGGACCGGGACACGACGUGCAUGAGUAUCUCUUCGAUUUAAUGGGUCCAAUCAUUGGGAUGUCGCCAGAUAAGAAAACGGAAAUUCCGGGUAUGCAAGAAGAGCGAUCAGGGCUCAAAGGCAUUUGUGGUGUGGGGACACUGCCAGAGGCAGAGUGCGCAUCCAGUCCACUGGCGACCAAUGUGGACCAGACCGGUGGCACAGAAGAUGAAGAGCUAACAAACCUCAACUGGCUUCAUGAAAACCUGCUUCAGAACUUUACCCUCGGGGGGCCCGAGGCUCAGCCCAGCGGCAGCCCUCUUUUUGACAUAGAGGGAGACUACGGGCCCAACCAGGGACCAUCGUCGUCAUCGUCCUCAUCGCAUGGCAGAGGUCGAGAGAGGGACUCGCUAAAGUCAAAACCUCCCUUUUCAUUUUCGCUCCUCAUCUACAUGGCCAUUGAGCAGUCUCCUAGUAAGUCUUUGCCCGUGAAGGACAUCUACGGCUGGAUUCUAGAGCACUUCCCGUAUUUUUCAAAUGCCCCCACUGGGUGGAAGAACUCUGUGCGUCACAAUCUAUCCCUGAACAAAUGCUUCCGCAAGGUCGACAGGAGUUUAGGAAAGACCAAUGGAAAAGGUUCUCUCUGGUGUGUCGACCCCGAGUAUCGUCCCAACCUGAUCCAAGCCCUUAAGAAGCAGCACUUCCCUGCUGCGCAUGCCUUCUGCACACCACCGGCCUCCCCACCCAGUGCCUCCUCACCCCCUCGCCAUCUGUUUCUCCAAGGCUGCUCAUUUAAAGAGUCUGAUAUUGAUGCUGCCACUGCCAUGAUGCUCUUAAACUCUGCCCCAGGGCACCACGUUGACCCAUGUGAUUCUGACAGCCCACUUGACCUCUCCAGACCAGACUCAGUCCUGGUGAGCAGCGAUCCAAAGCAGGACCACAACUACAGCAGCGUGGCCCUGCAACGCUGCUCCUCCCGCUCCUCCUCUUCAUCCCUGUCAUCCUUAGACGAAGGGGGCUGCGACCGUAGGCAGUCCCACCGCGCCGGCAGCGAGGGCUUCCACAGCGAUGAAGACUCUGACCUCUGGGACGAAAGGGGUAUGCACGAAACAUCCCGACGCCCACCUGCCAUCAAGUGGCCGGCCGUGAAAAGGGCAAGACAUGAGGUCAAGCAGGAGCUAGAUGAGGAGCUAAAGGAAGCCGCCGGAUCUUUGCUGCACCUCGCCGGGAUCCGCGGCUGCAUGGAGGGUUCCAAACGCACAGUCAAGAGCACAAAACUCAGCAGGAAAUGAAAAUUUCCACCUAUCAGACUCCAGACCCUGUGACCGAUCACCCUUGACCCCGAUAGUGUGUCCCAGUGUGCCUCCUUCUCCUUUUCUGAUCAUUCAUCGGCCAUUUUGAGCCUUUUUUUGUUCGGGAUUUCCCAGUCCAACAAAACAAAUGGCAAUAGUGUCGAUCACACAGGAGAACAAAGCCAUAUAGAGACCUUUGUAUCUCGGGGUGACUGCUGGUGUAGGUGAUGCCUAUCCAAAAUGACCUGCCUGCUUCUGUUGGAUCAUACGAUUGUGAUUAAUCUUUCCUCAAAAGACAAAUUAAGACACACUGAAGGGUUGUCUAACUCAAAGCGUUGCAUGCUUCCUCCUCCAACUUGUAUCCUCUUCCAAGUGAAUCUAUUUAAGAAGCAAAUGAGUGCAUGUUUGUAACAGACGAAAUCUAACCUCCUGUCGUAUUCCUCUUCGUCCGAAAAAUGCCACUUUUUUUCAAUGAACUCUUGCUCUUCGGAUCCUCUUCUUUAAGAGAUGCAAUAAUUAAUCCAUAACCUUAACCUUUUGACUAUAUUACGUGACACCUUUUUUUAAAGUUAAGUAAGCUAUUUGAAGCUGACAAGUAGUGUUAUGAUCCUAUUAUUACCCUUGAGCUCCUGCUCCAUUUCAGGAUUAUCAAGCUGUUGGAAAAGUAUUACAUUGCCACUGCCAAAUUAAGUUGCAAUGUCAGCUAUAAUGUUAACUGCCUUUGCAAGAUGUAAACCCCAGCUUUUUAUUUUUAGACCAUUGUUCAGCCCGUUUUUCGCCUUUUGUCAAGUCUUUUCGGGCAGAGAAUAUUCCACGUUUUGGUGACUAUGCAAAAUCUGAUUUACGUCACCAGAUGUUGAAGCUUGAGCUGCACUUCAUUCCCACCGCAUUCAUAGAGCGAUUGCAUCUACAGUAACAACAUACCUCUUUAGCAUCGUGGUCGAAGGAAAAGCUGUCUUAUUUACAGGAAAAGAGUAGUUGUUGCACACUGGGUUUCUGCUAAACGACCAUCGACGGAGGGGAUCUUCGUCCAGUCAAAUAAAUUUCAGAACGAAAAGUCAUGUUUGUUUAAAAAUAGAUGCAUGUGAUUAAGUGAAUGAAAAUGUUCACACUCGACCAUAAAGUAUUCCACUUAUAAACCACAAAUAUUAUCCAAAUUACAGGUUGUUCCUCUCUGACAUGAACGUGUUUUGGUAAGAAUGCAAUUCAAUGUUACUGGAUUUCCCCUCAGUUCAGGUCAGCCACUCUUGAGCUUUUUCCUCUUCCUCACUCGAACAAAAAUACGGAAGUCCUUGCUCUUUUCUCAAGCUGUGAAACGGUGUGUUUACUGUCAGUUGAUUUUUAUGCUGUUCACCAAGGAAAGGGGAAGUUUAACAGCCGCUUGUUUAGGGCUUUUCAGGAGAUCCGCCUGGGUACUUGUGGCAAACAAUUGAAGGAAAUGAUGAUGAACACAAUGUAACUCUUCCCAUUGGGGGGGGGCAAGAAAGGCAAACCUUGAUUACGACGCUUGGUAAUAAUCCAUUUAAUUAAGUGGUCGGUGCCAAGCAUUUUAAUGUGCCACUGAUGUAAAACGAAAAAGGUCGUGAGCUUUUAAUCCCCUCGAUGCCACUUGACAUUUAUGAUUUUCGAGUCACUAUUGCCGUGUUUCAUGAGUGGGAAAUGGAAGAGGAAUUGGGACAGUGUAGACUGUGACUCACUUCAGGAGAGAAGGCUGACCGUGCCACCUGCAUACACUGGUUUUGUUUAGCUGUGAAAAAAAGAACAAAUGAUUGUUCAUAAAUCAUAACCUUAUUUAUAACAAUAAUUUAUGUGAAAAUUGAAAGGAGACUCUAUCAAACACUGGUCACUGACCAGGCACAUUUAUUUCUCUCCCUGUGUCUUUCUGUUUUAAUUCUGAUAUUAUUUAACAGCAAUAUGCCUGUGUUCUCGGUGUUUCACUUUAAUUGCCAAUGUCUACCGUCUGUUGAGCGGGUGUUUUUACUUUGUUUUACUUGUUUGAUUCUAACCCGAACUGCCAGGUUUUCUUGAUAUGUUUGUUUUCUGCUCUUAUGCCACAUAGAAGAUGUUUGAUUAACUUUGGUCCUUCUUUUUCUUCUUGGUUUUGCCAAAUUUGUUCUGUAAUUCUGGUGUGUCUUUUGACAGAAAGACACGUGUGUACUGCUGAGUUGAUCAUUGUGUAUUUGUUUUGUAUGACAUCCAUGUUUAGAUACAGCCAUUCGAUUGGGUUUAAUUUCAACCUAGUUAACUGCCAUUCUAAAUUGCGAGUAUUAUGAGUUGCCAAAACUGUUGUUGUGUCGACCGCUGCAGCAUACAACCUGCAGGCUGCUGCUCUUAAGUUUCAGAUCUACAUUCAGGGAUAACUGAAGCGACGAGAUGAAAAAUUAAUUUCUUUCUGUAGCACUUGCAAGAAAAAAAAAGGUUUAUUUUAACUUCAGUUUCACAGAGAUAUUCCAACAAACUCUUGUGUAAUCGGCAUCGACUGAUUUACAGGACUCACGAAAUCUGCAGUUUAUUCGGGUAUACUUUAGAACAGGGAUUGUUUAUUUGCAUUGACAAAGCUGCCAGCCCAGUAUCAGUAACUUCUCUGCCAGCUUUAACCGGCAGACUGACCCUUUUGGUUUUUGUAUGCUAACCUCUGUUGAUAAAAUGUUUAUAAGAUUUAUUUUCGCCAAAGAUAUGCAAUUGCAUUAUAUAUGGUAUUACAAAACUAUUAAUAAAAACCUG